Phodopus roborovskii (desert hamster) is the source of this 6636-nucleotide messenger RNA. It is a transcript of the gene Fam186a, whose product is annotated as family with sequence similarity 186 member A. Bases 37 to 6636 code for a protein of 2199 amino acids. NCBI's taxonomy places the organism in Eukaryota, Metazoa, Chordata, Mammalia, Rodentia, Cricetidae. The transcript is spliced from 12 exons. The record is from RefSeq and is a predicted model, not a curated record.
UAGAAGGAAUACAAACAAGUCGCCCAAAUUUUCAAAAUGUUUGCCAAAAGGCAAAGUGAUAUCAAUAGUGAGUCUGAUUCAGAUAACGAAUUCAAGGAUUACACCAUCAUGAAAAGAAAGUCUGUAAGCGGUUAUGAUAAUUCAUCGCGUUCUAAACUUGAAAUCCCAUUAUCAGUAAAAGCAGUCAUCAGUAAGAUUGAGCAAGCACAGAUCCUUCGGGCCAAAGAGGAUAUCCUUUCACGGCUGAUUGAAAUAAUGAACAAAGUGGAGCUGAUAAUGAUUCGCUAUACUAUUGACAGCUCAUCCCCUGGGAGGAAGAGCUCCCUCACAGAAAACCAGAAAAAGAAGAGAAAGAUUUUCUUAGAAAAGAUCGCUAUGUAUGCUAAGACUAUUGAUUUCCGAGAAAGGACUCUCCUGAAACUUAUGUCCUGGCUAGAAGAAUGGAAUUUCAUUCUGUCUGAGGUGGCUGAGAUUGAUAUUGAGGAAUACCACCAUUGGGUCGCACAAAUGGAAACGAUGCCGGAAGUACUGAAAGCCAUCGACAUCAAUGUCAACACUCUGUGUCGAAUUACCACAAUGCUCCUUGACGAAAGGAAGAGACACAAGAGAAAGUUAUUGGCUAGAGGUACUCUCUGGAAAGCUUGGAAGGAACGCGUUGUAAAGCGGCCUGCCACAGCCCAUGCUUUAAGACCAGAUCAGAUGAUUUGUGACCAAUUUGCGUUAAAUAAUAAGAUCUCAGAGAUACAAGACAUGCUACAAGAACUCAUCAGCACAGCCAUGUUCAGCAAACUGGAAAACAACGCCAUUAAAUAUAUAUCAGCAACGGUGCUGAACCUCUCCAAAGCCCUGAGCACAGUCAAUGAGGAACUGAAACUUAUGAACGCUCAUAUUAGCAACAUAAUUGUGAGUGAAGAACAAGAAACAGAAAGAGACUUCUCACAGAAGAUCUUUCAAGAACUCAGUGAAGAAAAUGACAUACUUCAACAGAAACUUAAAGAUGCUGAAGAAAAGUGUGACCAGCUUAUUCGAUUCAAAAAUUUUCUAGGACGACAACUCUUGUUCCCAACGCCCUUGAGACCAUUAGUUGCGAUGUCUCCACAGGCACCCAUAGACAAAGAUAUUGACCCGGGGGAGAUUGACAAUCUUUUAAGCAAAGAGCUUGAAAAGAUUAUAGAUGAGUCCCAGACGAAGGGGGUCAGAGCUACUGCAGUAAAGUGGGACUCGACUAUGACUUUUGUAGCCCAAGGUGAAAGGGCUCCAGACACAGCUAAGCAGCAAGCUGAGGAUAAGGCUGAUCAUGGCCAGAAGCAGCAGCUCCUCCCAAGUCUACAGCUAUCUGAGGACUGGGACACAGAUCUGGAUAAGGAGGAGGAAAAGAGUUUCCUGGAGAUCAAGUCUAGUCAAUACUCUGAUCUACAAGCACUGGACAUGAAGAGAAAAGAAGGCAAACCAAAGGGCCAAGAGGUCAAGAGUACAGCAAGUAGUAUGUGGGAACGACUCAAGAAGGGCAGAUCAGAGUACUCACUUGGAAAAAGCCCAGUUUCAUCAGAGGUUAAAAUAGAUCCCACUGUUAUGCUAAUAGAAAAGGCAGAAGAAGCACCCAAGAUAAUCCAGCCUGAGAGUACUCCAGAGCCACACAAAGAAGCAAAAGGGAAAAAACCCGUACCUGGAAGAACAGAAGAAAUGCCAGGCACCACAAAACAACGCAGUAAAUUACUGCCCAGGACCCCUAAACAUACUUCAGUAAGUCCUGAUACCAAACGUGAACAAAGUAAUCUGGAAUCAUUUCAAAGAGCCAUAUUGGCUUUCCUAAGAGAGAAAAUUAAUAAUGUAGGAAAGGCUAUUGAUCCGAAGAGUAUACAGGAGGAGGAGUUGUUAGGGAAAGCAGAAAUUGAAAAAUUAAACACCAUAAAGGCAAAAAUGGAGGAAUAUUUCCAAAAAGUGGCUGAAACUGUGACUAAAACCUUGAGGACAUACAAAGAUGCAAAAGGGGGACAAUUUAAAGACAUAUUUGGCAAACAAAAGUUACCCUCUGUCACACCACAGCUGUUUCCUAAGCAGGCAUCAGUCAGUAGUACCAAGUCUGAAAUUAGCAACUUUCUCUUAAGUGAGAUGACAGACCCAGUGAUUAGGAAACUAGUACAAACACUCUUAGAUGAACUAGAGAGUGAUGGAGACAGGAUGACAGGUGAAAGGCAAGAGCAACAAAAGCAGGAAGAAGAUGCUUGGAGGGAAGAGCAAAGACAAAAGCUGGAGGAGUGGAAACAGGCUCAGGUCGUUCGGGUGAGAGAGGAGACUGAUAAGGACAGGGUGAAGGCAGUGAAAGAUGCAGAAGAUGGUCAGAGGCUGAAAGGGAGCAAACUAAAACAAAAGACGGAAUCAAAGCCUAAAGACCUAAUGAAAACAAUCACCCAUACUGCAAUGGCGCUAACACCCAGGUGGAUGAAAGACCUGAAACCUCAGAUUAGUCAAGUACAGUUAUUCCAAGUGGAUCUUGAUGCAAUGGAGAGCUUCGAUGGAAAGCAAGCCCCUUCUUCCAGGACUCGCCUUGUUUCUGCAAAGCCCCUCCUAAUGCCUGUCCCUCAGCAGGCCCAGAUAAGAGGUCCUGAGGCAUCUCAGAUAUCAAUGGCAUCCUUAAUCCCUGAGCAGAUAGAUGCUUUGCGUGGUCCCCUUGUUUAUGAACACGGGACAGAAGUGCAGAUCCCUCCUCCCACAGCAGAGCAGGGGCAAGAAUUAGGGACUCAGCUCAGAGUUUCUAGGAUCCUUGAGCAGACACUGACAUCAGAAAAACCAGAGGCAAUGCAAGUCCCCCAAACAACUGCUGAACAAGUACAGAUAUCUGGGGCCACUGUUAUCCAAAAAACAGUUCCAACUCUCCAACCGAUUCAAGUAAAAGACAUUACUCUCACCUCUCAACUGGCCCUGGAUCAAGGGAUCACCCCCACUCCUAAGCCAGUCAAGGAACCAAGGAUCACACUAAAUCCUCAGCAGGCCCAGGCCCUAGGCAUCACUCUUACCCCUGAACAGGCCAAGGCCCAGAGGAUCAGUCUGACCCUUCAACAGGCUCAGGCCCUAGGGCUCACUCUUACUCCUGAGCAGACCAAGGAACAAAGGAUCAGUCUGACCCCUCAACAGGCUCAGGCCCUAGGGCUCACUCUUACUCCUGAGCAGACCAAGGAACAAAGGAUCAGUCUGACCCCUCAACAGGCCCAGGCCCUAGGGCUCACUCUUACUCCUGAGCAGACCAAGGAACAAAGGAUCAGUCUGACCCCUCAACAGGCCCAGGCCCUAGGGCUCACUCUCACCCCUCAGCAGGCCCAGGCCCUGGGACUCACUCUCACUCCUGAGCAGACCAAGGCUCAGAGGGUCAGUUUGACCCCUCAACAGGCCCAGGUCUUGGGGAUGUCUCUCACCCCUCAGCAGGCCCAAGCAAAGGGGAUUAUUCUCACCCUUGAGCAGGCCCAGGCCCUGGGGCUCACACCCACCCCUCAGCAGGCUGAGGCCCUGGGGAUCGCUCUCACUCCUGAGCAGGCCCAGGCCCUGGGGCUAACAGUCACCCCUCAGCUGCCCCAAACACAGCAGAUCACCAUCACCCUGGAGGAAGCCCAGGCUCUGGGGAUUGAUCUUACCCCUCAGCAGCUCAAGGUUCAGGGCAUCAGUCUGACUCCUCAGCAAGGCCAGGCUCUGGGGAUGAUUCUCACUCCAGAGCAGGCCCAAGCAAAGGGGAUUACUCUCACCCUUGAGCAGGCCCAGGCCCUGGGGCUCACACCCACCCCUCAGCAGGUCAAGACUCAAAGGGUCAUUCUGACCCCUGAGCAGGCCCAGGACCUGGGGAUCGCUCUCACUCCUGAGCAGGCCCAGGCCCUGGGGAUUGAUCUCACCCCUCAGCAGGUCAAGACUCAAAGGGUCAUUCUGACCCCUGAGCAGGCUGAGGCCCUGGGGAUUGAUCUCACCCCUCAGCAGAUCAAGACUCAAAGGGUCAUUCUGACCCCUGAGCAGGCUGAGGCCCUGAGGAUUGAUCUCACUCCUGAGCAGGCCCAGGCCCUGGGGCUAACAGUCACCCCUCAGCUGGCCCAAACACAGCAGAUCACCAUCACCCUGGAAGAAGCCCAGGCUCUGGGGAUUGAUCUUACCCCUCAGCAGCUCAAGGUUCAGGGCAUCAGUCUGACUCCUCAGCAAAGCCAGGUUCUGGGGAUGAUUCUCACUCCAGAGCAGGCCCAAGCAAAGGGGAUUAUUCUCACCCUUGAGCAGACCCAGGCCCUGGGGCUCACACCCACCCCUCAUCAGGUCAAGACUCAAAGGGUCAUUCUGACCCCUGAGCAGGCCCAGGACCUAGGGAUCGCUCUCACUCCUGAGCAGGCCCAGACCCUGGGGAUUGAUCUCACUCCCAAACAAGUUCAAUUACAGGAGAUCAGCCUCAGUUCUGAGGAGGCCCAGGCCCUAGGACUCAUACUCACCCCUCAGCAGGCCCAGAUAAAGAAGAUCUUUCUCACCCCUCAGCAGGCCCAAGCACUGGGCAUCACUCUUACACCUGAGCAGACCAAAACCAUGAAGAUCAGUCUGACCCCCUAUCAGGCCCAGGUCCUAGGGAUCACCCUCACUUUUGAGCAGGCCAAAGCACAGAGGAUCAGUCUGACCCCUCAGCAGGCCCAAGCCCUAGGGAUCAUUCUAUCCCCUGAGCAGGCCCAGGCACAGAAGAUCAGUGUGACCCCUCAGCAGGCCCAGGCCCUAGGCAUCAUUCUCACCCCUGUGCAGGCCGAGGCCCAGAGGAUCAGUCUGACUCUGGAACAGGCUCAGGCCCUGGGGCUCACCCUCACCCCUGAACAGACCCAGGCCCUGGGGAUCAUUCCCACUCCUUCACGGAUGAGCCUAGGAACAAGCAUUCGUCCCGACUUUGAGAAGCUUGAAGAAGCACGAAUCUCUCCUACCUACAAACAGAUUCCAGCCCACAGAGGUCAAGUCACUUCCACACAGCUUCCAACACCAGAAGGUCCUCCUACCCCAAGGCAGCUCCCAACACCUGGGGCUCCUUCCACUCCAGGGCUACCCCCUGGUCCUUGGAAUUUCUUCAAACCUGGGGACACUUGGCCACCUCUAAUACCAGAAGCCCUCGUUGCCCACAGAAAGACCACCCCACUGCCUAUAUCUGGAGUCCCACCCACCUCUGGAGAGUUUCCAGGACUCUUUGUUUCUGGAGUCUCUGGUGUCCCCAGGGAGCUCCUAAUGUCCAGAAUCUUCCCCUCCCAGCCUCCAGUCAUCCAAGAGCAAGCACCUUACAGGCAGACCUACUCUACCCCUGAACAGCAAAGGCCAUCACUGACCAUUCCUGAGCAAGAAUUCCCUCUAAGAACAACUCCAGUCCUAGUUCCUCGACCCACAACAGAGGCCCUCCCAGUCCCUGGGAGACCUCAAAGAAUCUCUCCCCCUUCGGUCUCUCAGAAAAGGUCAGAAGCUGUUUCCCCUCCAAAACCUGAAACUGCUGCUCUGGGCUUUGAGGUCACACCGGCUCCUUUCCGUGUAGAGCAGCUCAGAGUGUCAAAGGUUUCUGACACUUCAGAAAAAACCCCGGUACCCCAAGGUUCUUCUGGACUGAAGUCCCCUCCGUCACUACUGUCUCUUACCACUCAGCUCUCCCAAACAUCACAGACCUUACCUUCUGAAUGGAGCCAAAAACCACAGCUCCCCCCUAUAGACAAGCGCUGGAUACUAACCCCAGUUUCUGGCACAAGGAAAGCCAAGAUCAGGGAGUCCCCUCUCACUGCCCAGCACCCUGAAGAUAGAUAUGUUGUCGAUGUGGAGGCUCAAAGGAAAAACCUGGUUAUAUUAAAUCAGGCACAAACUUCUGGACUCCCUUCACAGUACCACACCAUUGCCAGGAAUCUCAUAAUUGAAUUGCUCCAUUUGAAUACAGUUCGCCUGGGGUAUCUGUUCCGCAAGUAUGUUGCCUAUAGGCUGAUCCAGCUUGCCAGAAUCAACAUAACCAAACGAUUAAAAAACAUCAGAAAUACUGGGAAAGGGUAUGAGACUCAGAACCUCUACAUCAUGCUGGACAGAAUUGAUAACUACCAGAAGAAGGUGAUGUGGUUCUGGAGCGAAAAGCAGAAGCAGCUAGAGCAGAGGCGGAAACAGUGCCUAUUGUACAUGACACAGUUCUUCAGCCAGCUUGAAAAAGUGUUUAAACUAAAUCUUAGCCACCCUGUGCCGGUGGUCUCCAGCUUUAAGAAGAUGCCUGAUUUUACCAAAUUUCAAAAGCCAGUCUUGGACUUAUUAACUGAAGACAACAAAAAAACUGACAUUUUCAGAACAUUAGGACAGCAAGCUCAGAUGGAGGCUAUCUGGAAUGCUGACCUGUCCACUUCAAGCUACCCAAUAACAGAGAAGACAUCCUUGAACACACUCUGGGCCCAGCUGGGUGGGUACCCGGAUAUUCCCAAGCUGCUGCAGUUAGACAUUCAGUGGACCUUCAGAAAAUCUCUUGCUUCCAUUCAGUCACAAACAGUUUAUGACCACAGUGUUCCAACCCGCUAUAAUGGCCUGAGCAUGGGAGCUGCAGACCAGUGCUCCAUGGCUGGCCAGGCUCCCCAGUCUUCACUCAGGAACUUUGAGAUAAGCACAGAAGUGGACUUCAGCAUCUAA